Molecule: messenger RNA, 1779 nt
Organism: Exophiala spinifera
Lineage: Eukaryota; Fungi; Ascomycota; Eurotiomycetes; Chaetothyriales; Herpotrichiellaceae
Exons: 2
Coding region: 1-1779 (592 amino acids)
Biological process (GO): pyruvate metabolic process; malate metabolic process
Cellular component (GO): mitochondrion
Molecular function (GO): NAD binding; malate dehydrogenase (decarboxylating) (NAD+) activity
Source: RefSeq, a predicted model, not a curated record
AUGGCGCCUUCAAAGUUUGCACAUCUGCCGCUGGCAACUUCGGGCCCUCAGGAAUGUGCACUGACGGGCAAGUCAUUGCUGCAGACGCCGUACAUGAACAAAGGCACGGCAUUCACAGACGACGAGCGCAGAGAGUUUGGCCUGAGCAGUCUGCUCCCUGCCCAGGUCAACACGCUGGAGGAGCAGGUCAUGCGCGCGUACGAGCAAUUCCAGACCCGGCGGACCCCCCUGGGCAAGAACACCUUCAUGACAAGCUUGAAAGAACAGAACGAGGUUCUCUACUACCGCUUGAUCCAGGACCAUCUGAAGGAGAUGUUCCCGAUCAUCUACACCCCGACCGAGGGCGAGGCAAUCGCAAAGUACAGCAGACUGUUCCGCCGGCCAGAAGGCUGCUUCCUCAAGAUCAGCGAUCCUGAUGACAUCGAAGCGGCGCUGGACCAGUGGGGUUCACCGGAAGAUGUGGACAUCAUUGCUUGUAGCGACGGCGAGCAAAUCCUAGGUAUCGGAGACCAAGGCGUCGGCGCAAUACUCAUCAGCAUCGCAAAGCUGGUCAUAUACACUUUGUGCGCAGGCAUCCAUCCCAACCGCACAUUGCCGGUGGUUCUCGACGUGGGAACCGACAAUCAGGAACUGCUGGACGACGAGCUGUAUCUCGGUCUGCAUCAACCGAGAGCCAGAGGCCCAGAAUAUGACGCAUUCAUAGACCGCUUCGUCAAGGCCUGUAGGAAACGCUUCCCUAAAGCGUACAUCCACUUUGAAGACUUUGGCCUGCGCAAUGCUAGACGCAUUCUCGACGAGUACGAUCAGGAGAUCCCUUGCUUCAACGACGAUGUCCAAGGGACAGGAUGUGUGACCCUGGCGGCCCUGUAUGCGGCCACCCAUGUUGCCGGGUAUUCACUCAAAGAUCUGCGAGUGGUUAUGUUUGGCGCAGGAACUGCGGGCAUAGGUAUCUCGGACCAGAUUCGGGACGCGAUAGCCGUCGAGAGCGAAAAGACAAGGGAGGAGGCCACGAAACAGAUCUGGUGUAUCGACAAGCCCGGGCUCCUUUUACAAUCUCACGGCGACAUACUUACGUCGGCUCAGCACGACUAUGCCAGGCCGGACAGCGAGUGGCCCGACAAACGGAACAACUCGCUGCUCGAUGUCGUCCGGAAGAUCAAGCCACACGUACUCAUCGGAACCAGCACCAAGCCAGGGGCAUUCACUCAAGAAGUCGUGCAAGAAAUGGCUAAGCACGUCGAGCGGCCGAUCAUCUUCCCGUUGUCGAAUCCCACGCGCCUGCACGAAGCCGUCCCCGAGGACUUGUUGCGUUGGACAGACGGCAAGGUUCUAACUGCGACUGGGAGCCCCUUCGAUCCUGUGGACGUCGGUGGCAAGGAACGCGAGAUAGCAGAGUGCAACAACAGUGAAGUGUUUCCUGGUAUUGGCCUAGGGGUAGUCCUCUCUCGGGCCAAGCUCAUCACCCCCGAGAUGUUGGUCGCCGCCGUGAAGGCAUUAGCGGCACAGGCGCCGGCGCUCGAGGAUCCCGACGCUGGACUGUUGCCCGACGUGACGAACGUUCGUGAAAUCAGUGUCAAGAUCGCGGCUGCGGUGAUAAAGCAGGCGGUCCAGGAUGAUUUAUCACAAGAGGACGACAUCCCCACAGACGAUCGAGAGCUGGAAGUUUGGAUCAGAGAACAGAUGUGGAAGGCAGAAUACCGGCAGCUGAAGAAAGUGAGCAAAGACGAGGCAGAUCGAGCUGCUCUAGGUGUCAUGGGAAGCAAGGGCGUAAUGAGUUGA